Engraulis encrasicolus (European anchovy) is the source of this 3325-nucleotide messenger RNA. It is a transcript of the gene six2a, whose product is annotated as SIX homeobox 2a. Gene Ontology annotation, cellular component: transcription regulator complex; nucleus. Gene Ontology annotation, biological process: kidney development; regulation of transcription by RNA polymerase II. The record is from RefSeq and is a predicted model, not a curated record. Gene Ontology annotation, molecular function: RNA polymerase II cis-regulatory region sequence-specific DNA binding; DNA-binding transcription factor activity, RNA polymerase II-specific. Lineage: Eukaryota; Metazoa; Chordata; Actinopteri; Clupeiformes; Engraulidae. The transcript has 2 exons. Bases 517 to 1386 code for a protein of 289 amino acids.
GGCAACAAUCAGUCAGCCGAGCCAGGGAGCCACCUCAAAGGAUAUCAGGUUUCUUUGAAUGACAGCGUAACCAUGGCAAAUAAUUUGACUAAAACUAUUGUCUUAUCCUCACCAUCCCCGGGUCAGAUAACCAACCAAUCACAGUUCACAUAAUCGCUUUUCUUGCCAGCUUAGAAUAAUAUUAUUAAAACAAGAGAGCGAGCUUGGACUUCGGGAGUGCGUUAUGCUGAAAGGACCCAGAAAAGGUGGCGAACGGCUCUAGGAGGACUAAAACUUUUCGCCUCUCGACACUAUUUGAUGGAUAUGCUGUAUUUACAUCUCUAAGCGGGGGCAGAAGAGCGCUUUCCCCCUCUCUAGCUCCGCAGUGGAUUGUAUCUUCGUCAUUUGGAGACACUUCUGAACUGAAGUUUUUGCCGUUCAUGGACUUCGGGUGUCAGCUCUCUGCUGCUCCAGCACUCACACAGAGGCAGACCCAGAAGAAGAAGAGGGCAUCUCCGCGCCUACCCAGCAGAAACCAUGUCUAUGCUCCCGACUUUUGGUUUUACGCAAGAGCAAGUGGCGUGCGUUUGUGAGGUUUUACAACAAGGUGGUAACAUCGAGCGGCUAGGGCGCUUUCUCUGGUCCCUCCCGGCGUGCGAGCACCUACACAAGAAUGAGAGCGUCCUCAAAGCCAAGGCGGUAGUCGCUUUCCAUCGGGGAAACUUCAGGGAGCUUUAUAAAAUACUAGAAAGCCACCAGUUCUCGCCACACAACCACCCCAAGCUGCAACAGCUGUGGCUCAAGGCGCACUACAUUGAAGCAGAGAAGCUCCGGGGCCGCCCUCUUGGGGCGGUGGGAAAGUACCGUGUCCGCAGAAAGUUUCCCUUGCCCCGGUCGAUCUGGGACGGCGAGGAGACCAGCUACUGCUUCAAAGAGAAGAGCCGGAGCAUACUAAGGGAGUGGUACACCCACAACCCGUACCCUUCCCCGCGGGAGAAGAGAGAGUUGGCCGAGGCUACCGGUCUGACCACCACGCAAGUCAGCAACUGGUUCAAAAACAGGCGACAAAGAGACCGUGCAGCAGAGGCGAAGGAGAGGGAAAACAACGAGAACUCCAACACGAACAGUCACAACUCACUCUCGUCCUCAAUGAACGGAAACAAAACGAUACUCGGCAGCUCGGACGACGACAAAACGCCCUCUGGGACCCCAGACCACACCUCGUCCAGUCCGGCUUUACUCCUGACGUCGAACUCGGGACUGCAGUCCUUGCACGGAUUGGCACCGCCACCCGGGCCCAGCGCCAUCCCGGUACCGAGCGCGGAUUCAGUACACCAUCAUCACGCUCUGCACCAUGAGACCAUACUGAACCCUAUGUCGUCCAACUUGGUCGACCUCGGCUCUUAGAAAAAGAUGGGACUUCACGCAUUUUGAAUGGACACGUGUGUGCGUGUAUGGACAAUUCUCAAAGAACAAUAUCAUGAAAGGAAGAAGUAAACUUGAUGUGAGAGAUGACAAACCAAACAAGGCCGGACACUUAAUCACUGAGCUGGAAAUGGAGCGGAAAUAAAGCGUUUUGGGGAUGUUUUGGUCGGCACGGGGAGAGCACACGUGGUAGGAGAUCUGAAGGUAUUUGCUAGAAUGUAAGAGCAUGGUUAAGAGAAAUGCAAUACAAUAAAAUGUCUUAAUUAUUGUUAUUAUCAUGGUUAUUAUUUUAGAGCCGAGCUUUGGAAAGAUUCGUGACCUUUGCCGGGGUAUGACCCGAGACGUUACAUAUUCUAGGUUCUCUCCCGAAGGCCAUUUUCAGUUAUGAUUUUGUAUGGAUUACAGUGUUCUUGAAAUGAUAAGAUCCCUCUUGUCAUGUGCUAAGAACACACUAUCUAACUUUCUCUUGUAUUUUACAUUGGAGAGCGACUGCAUGUAAACCUUGCGAUUAAUAAAAAAAAAAUGAAUUCGAUCCGUCAAUAGUUUCAUAUCUACCCUUUACAAUAAAAAUAUUUAAUGAAUUACAUUCGCGGACAAGGUGUUUAUUUUGAAUUCCUCUGCACGUGAAAUGGGGCUUUCACAACAACAUAGCGCAUAUGAGCCCAGUUUUGGCGCACUACUCCCAGACACCUUCCCUGCAAAUGUCCUCUUACUUUAUACUUAAAAGACAUAGGCUAAGUUUGGGUACAGAUCACUAACUGUUUUCUGUGUUUGUCAAAGGUAUGAUUUGCUUUUAGUGGUCAGUGGGCUUCAACUUCUUUGUUGACAAGCCGGCUAGUCGGUCCGCUACAAGUCGGUGCUAAAUUAGGUUUGUAAUCCAGGAAGCUUGUAGUCGCGGCGUGAACUGAGAGACCGGGGUCUGUGUUUGAUGCAGCAGUUGGUCUAGUUCUGGACUUGCGUGAAAGAAUCAAACAUUGAGGAUGGGCGAGCUGUCACUCUGUGCGUAAAAGUGUUGAACUAUGAGUGGAUUCUUAUUUGGACGUUCCCUAAAUGUGGCAUAGGGUUGUGUGUUUUGCAGGCCCCUACUCGGCCUCCUGAAAGCUAGGGCUGCUUGUCUUUAUUUGUGGAGUAGGCCUUGAUCUAGUUUACACCACUCUCGCCUGUGGAAAUGCAGACAUAACCAAUUGGCCUUGGUAGCCUAUUUGAUUUAAUUUAUUUUCUUUUAUCCUUAGAGGUUUUCUCUUAACAUUCUCUAUUAAAAGGGCAUGCUUAUCGAUAUAAUCGAUUCCCCAAGAAGGCUACAAUCUGAAAUUGCAGUUGUGCUGUGGUAUGUGGAGGAGAAUUCUUCUCUGUGGAUUCCUAAUGCAUUGUGUAGAUUUUACCAAAGUGAUUGUAACGAGACCGUAAUAGUGAUGGGUUUACUGCGUUAGAGUGAAUACUAUAAUUGGUGAGAAUAAUGACAGCAGCCUCAGCUCGUGCGCCACAACUGCGGCUGCUGUCCAGGCGACGACACUUUCUCUGGGUGCGAGCUUAAUCUGAGGGGCAGAAAGUUCGGUGUGUGAGAUCUUCGAAAGUACUAACGCGUGUUGAAAGACAUCACUCUGUUUGAACAGCUUCAAAUUAACCCUGCUACACAACCACCACCCAUUCCACACACGCGCGCGCACACACAUUAAAAAAAACCUCACGGGCCUGCAUGCGCACAAGGCUGGAGGCACAAGCGCGCACUCCAAAGAUUGUCUACAUAGCAAUUUGCCAGUUGUAAUUAUGUCACUACGUUUUUUUCUUUUCUUUUCCCCCUUCUUCCAUUAAUGUUCUCAUUUCAGUGCAUGGUGUCAACACGCGAAAAUGUCUAACCAACUUUUAAUGUUUUCAUUCUUUCUCGAAUAAAUAAUAUGAAGGUUCAUUAAUUUCCCGCCAA